This is a messenger RNA of Punctularia strigosozonata HHB-11173 SS5, 955 nucleotides long. RefSeq names its product GAF domain-like protein. The coding region runs from base 105 to 719 and encodes 204 amino acids. The transcript is spliced from 3 exons. Gene Ontology annotation, cellular component: cytosol. The record is from RefSeq and is a predicted model, not a curated record. NCBI's taxonomy places the organism in Eukaryota, Fungi, Basidiomycota, Agaricomycetes, Corticiales, Punctulariaceae. Gene Ontology annotation, molecular function: protein binding; L-methionine (R)-S-oxide reductase activity.
GCCAUUUUCACGACCAUCCAUCGUCCCGACGUGAUGGACUUGUCUCCGCUUCACUCAGGUCGACGACCUAGGAGCACACUACCUGACAAUACGUGAUAUAAACGAUGCCUCACGCGGAUUCUGCGCUUGUGCCGCCUCACAUUCAGUCGAAGGCGGACUUCUGGAGCCACGUUCAUCUACAACUGUCUGCUCUCCUAGAGGGCCAGAGGAAUUGGGUCACCAACUUGUCCAACGCGGCGUCGUUGAUAUAUGCCUCGUUGCUUGCCUUCCCUCUGCAUUUUGGUGCCGAUGAGCGAGCGGUGAACUGGUGUGGAUUUUACCUCAUAUCCACGUUGUUCCCUACUCCGCUCUUCACCGCCACGUCCGAACGCACCAACACCCCAAAGCAACUUCUGCUGGCCCCGUUCUGUGGUAAACCGGCUUGCCAAUUCAUCCAAGUAUCUCCUCCUGAGAGAGCCCGCGGAGUGUGCGCCACCGCUUAUGUCCAGAGAAGAACCGUCCUCGUUCCCGACGUCGAGGCAUUCCCCGGGCACAUCGCCUGCGAUGGCGAGACGAAGAGCGAGAUCGUGGUACCACUCAUCCUGAAGCGGGACGGCGAAGAAGACGUAAACCUUGGCGUCCUCGAUCUGGAUUGCCUAGCUCUCGCGGGGUUCACGGAGGAGGACCAGGUCGGGUUGGAGAGAAUCGCCCAGAUGCUCGUUGCGGCGUGCGAUUGGUAGUCGCGAGUCGGGAGAGGAAGAAUCGUCGUCUCGAUACGUUUCGUUGGCCACUGUUCGGGUUCACAAGAGUGGCGGACAGCCAAUAAUCAUGUUUCUGGAGAGUAUCGGGAGCACAACAUGCUAUAGUCCUUGUGGGAUAUCGUGUAAACGACAUCCCCAGAUCCUCGGAGCAUCGACUUCCGCUAGUCCGCUGAUCACAGUAUAUUGGAAUCACUGCCGUAAUAACUCAGGGUAAC